CACUUUUGUGCAGGCACUUUGUGGGAGUUUUGAACAAGACCUCUGGCCAAAUGGAAGUAUAUGAUGCCGAAUUGUUCAAUAUGCAGCCACUAUUUUCAGAUGAAUCCAUUGACAUUGAACUGCCAUCACAGAGUCAAGCCAAAACUUACAGAGAAAAGUUGGACUCUUGCAUUGAAGCCUUCGGUACCACCAAGCAGAAGCGAGCUCUGAACUCCAGAAGAAUGAACAAAGUUGGCAAUGAGUCUUUGAAUCUUGCAGUGACUAAAGCUGCCGAGAAUAUCAUUGAUACAAAGGGGGUGACCGCUCUGGUCAACGAUGCCAUCCACGAUGACUUGCAAGAUGAUUCCCUCUACCUUCCUCCCUGCUAUGCUGAUGCAGCCAAGCUUGAAGACGUGUAUAAAUUUGAAGAUCUUCUUUCCCCCGUGGAGUAUGAAGCUCUUAAAAACCCAUCUGAAGCUUUUAGAAAUGUCACAUCAGAGGAAAUUCUGAAUAUGAUUAAAGAGAACAGCCACUGCUCCUUUGUCACUAAAGCACUGAAAUCCUUGCCGUCAGAUGUGGAGAGCCGAGACCACCAGGCCCGAUGCAUCUGGUUCCUGGACACACUUAUCAGAUUUCGAGCUCAAAAAGUGAUUAAGCGGAAAAGUGCCUUGGGACCUGGAAUUCCGCAUAUCAUCAACAUGAAACUCCUGAAGCAUUUCACCUGCUUAACUUACAACAAUGGCAGCUUACGAAACUUAAUAUCGGAUUCAAUGAAGGCAAAGAUUACAGCAUAUGCGAUCAUACUUGCCUUGCAUAUAAGUAAUUUCCAGGUUGACCUG
This is a messenger RNA of Elephantulus edwardii (Cape elephant shrew), 818 nucleotides long. Its product is annotated as DNA-directed RNA polymerase I subunit RPA49-like. Gene Ontology annotation, molecular function: DNA binding. The transcript has a single exon. The record is from RefSeq and is a predicted model, not a curated record. Gene Ontology annotation, biological process: transcription elongation by RNA polymerase I; RNA polymerase I preinitiation complex assembly; nucleolar large rRNA transcription by RNA polymerase I. The annotation marks the transcript as partial. Lineage: Eukaryota; Metazoa; Chordata; Mammalia; Macroscelidea; Macroscelididae. Gene Ontology annotation, cellular component: RNA polymerase I complex.